UACAGAGAAACUGUCAAAACAUUCCAAUGGUGUGAGGUAGACUCUGGUACAGAAAUCUCUGGCUGGCAAAGCACAAGGCAACCAGCACAAUCAUGGCUCCUCAACAUAUCUUGCUUCUGCUGGUUAUCCUGGUCAGUGCUGUCGAUGGGCAACAGCAGUUAAUGGAAUACAUGGAGAGAAGGCUGGCUGGCUUAGAGGAACGCAUUUCCCAGUGGCAUGAUCAGAGUAGCCGUUAUUCCACUGAACUGAGAGAUUUCAAGAAUAAGGUGGUGUCCAUGUUGGAGACAGUAGAAAAAGAUAAGGAAAUACUCCGUGCAGAGGUGGAAAAUACUGCAAUACGGGUGGACCGACUGGAGCGAGAGGUGGACUAUCUUGAGACCCAAAAUCCUGCCCCACCCUGUGUGGAAGUAGAUGAUAAGCUAAUGGAGAAUCAGGCUUCUACUGGCAAGAAGCGUAAGAACGAGAAAUAUGACAAACUGACAGAUUGCAGUGACACCAUAUCCCAAGUCAAAGCCAUGAAGAUAUUAAAGAGGUUUGGCAGCACUGCUGGACUCUGGACCAAAGACCCCCUCAGUAAUUCAGAGAAGAUCUAUGUGUUUGAUGGCACCAGCAAUGACACUGUCUAUGUUUUUCCAAGGAUGAGAGAAUUCACCCUCUUUUCUGCCACCCGAAAGGCUGCACGCAUCAAGUUGCCCUAUCCAUGGGUUGGCACAGGACAUUUGGUAUAUGGAGGGUAUCUUUAUUAUAUUCGGCGACAUGGCACAUUUCAGGUCAUCAAAUUUAGCUUGACCAACAAAACGAUUGUUGAUAGUUCUGUCUUCCCAGCUGAGGAGCAGAUCCCUGUCUUUGGUCUUGCAUCCUACAACUACAUUGAUUUGGGGGCUGAUGAGGAAGGCAUCUGGGCUAUUUAUGCCACACAAGAAAAUGAGAAAAAUAUAGCUUUGGCCAAACUAGAUCCUACAUCUCUAGACAUUGAGCAAAUGUGGGACACACCAUGCCCUCGGGAGAAUGCAGAGAGUGCUUUUGUUAUCUGUGGAGCUCUCUAUGUAGUAUACAAUACCCGGUUGCCCAGCCGAUCCCGUAUUCAAUGUACCUUUGAUGUCAGUGGGUCAAUGGCAUCUGAAGAUGCUGCCCAAGUCUAUUUCCCAAAACGAUACGGUUCUCACUCCAGUAUGAAGUACAACCCCAAAGAGAGGCAGAUCUAUGCCUGGGAUGAUGGUUACCAGAUCAUUUACCGUAUGGAGAUGAAGAAGAAGAGUGAAGUCUGAAACAGGCCUUUGUCUCUGGCAAAAGAGAAUCUGAAACAUAUCUCAGUGCCACUCAGAUGCCACACAUGCCAAGUGGUGCAUAGCAUAGGAAGGCAACAGCCACAAUGAGGACUGAUUAGACUGAAUUUUUAAAAGGAAUGCCUUUCUGAUAUAUUAAAUGCUUUUAAACAGA
This is a messenger RNA of Protobothrops mucrosquamatus (brown spotted pit viper), 1440 nucleotides long. RefSeq names its product olfactomedin like 3 (gene OLFML3). Lineage: Eukaryota; Metazoa; Chordata; Lepidosauria; Squamata; Viperidae. Gene Ontology annotation, biological process: signal transduction. The coding region runs from base 93 to 1268 and encodes 391 amino acids. The transcript has 3 exons. The record is from RefSeq and is a predicted model, not a curated record.